Messenger RNA from Trichoderma reesei QM6a, 585 nucleotides. Its product is annotated as translation initiation factor 5A. Gene Ontology annotation, biological process: positive regulation of translational elongation; positive regulation of translational termination. Bases 46 to 531 code for a protein of 161 amino acids. Lineage: Eukaryota; Fungi; Ascomycota; Sordariomycetes; Hypocreales; Hypocreaceae. The record is from RefSeq and is a predicted model, not a curated record. The transcript is spliced from 4 exons. Gene Ontology annotation, molecular function: ribosome binding; RNA binding; translation elongation factor activity.
CUCUUCCGCUUCACGACAAGCCCGAUUUUUGCGCAAUCCAUCACAAUGUCUGACGAGCAACACGAUGUUACCUUCGAGUCCGCCGACGCCGGCGCGUCUCUCACCUACCCCAUGCAGUGCUCUGCUCUGCGCAAGAACGGCUUCGUCGUGAUCAAGGGCCGCCCGUGCAAGAUUGUCGACAUGUCCACCUCCAAGACCGGCAAGCACGGUCACGCCAAGGUCCACCUUGUCGCCCUUGACAUCUUCACCGGCAAGAAGUACGAAGAUCUCUCUCCCUCCACUCACAACAUGGACGUCCCCAACGUCACCCGUCGUGAGUACCAGCUGAUCGACAUCUCCGACGACGGUUUCCUCUCCCUGAUGAACGACGACGGUGACCUCAAGGACGAUGUCCGCAUGCCCGAUGGCGAGAUUGGUGAGAAGAUCAACAAGCUCUUCAAGAUUGACGAGAAGGACACCAACGUUGUUGUCCUCACCUCCAUGGGUGAGGAGGCCGCCAUCGAGGCCAAGGAGGCUCCCAAGCAGGGUUAAAUCAAAUCCUAGCUCCCAUAACCCAAUGAGCACAACGAAAGAUUCAGGAUUUGU